GAAGCUAUUGUUUUGCACCCUACCCAGGGCGCCUAUCUAGGGAGCGAGCAGACGUUUGGGACGGCACCCUCGCAGCGCUGUGUUGGAAUGCGUCGAGGAGACUCGUACUUCCCUGAAACAAGUUGAGGCGAAAAAGUUCGUUUUGGCGACAAAAACCGUGGAAAAAAGAAGAAACUUCCCGAAAAACUUCGACGGACAUCCGGGAGGGACAGAGGCUUGAGCAUGGCCUCUCAGACAGCAUUUAAUCUCUGCACGGACAUCUUCAGGACCUCUGGAGGUGCUUCACUGUCCGAAGAAUCAGAAGUAAGCGCAAUUCCUGGUACCGAACUUCCAGCACCUCAGCUUGUGAUGCUGGCCAACGUGGCCCUAAACACGGAGUCACCGCCAGAGGAAGAGAAGCAGAUGGCGGAACUGCAAAACGUCGGCUGUUGCGGCUACUCUGACAGCGAGGACGAGAUCGUGGGCCACUAUAGCUACGAUGAGACAUCGGAAAACAUGGAGGAAGAGCCAGAGAUCGGAGAAAACCGAGUAGAAAAGGUGAUUGAAUCCACCGAAACGGUUCCGACGGACCUUUCGAAGAAAUGUCACGAAACCGAAGAUUCCCAAACGCUUAAAGGUUCCGACGCCACGCCAAACUCGGCGAGCGUCCACGCGAAGAAAAAGAAGAAACCGUUCUACUGCAAGCCGUGCCACUUUCAAGCCGAGUGCGAAGAGGAGUUCGUCCAGCACAUCCGCGUCCACAGCGCCAAAAAACUGAUCGCGGAAAAGGCGGGAAACUCGGACGACGAGUCGAAUCCGGGACCUCAGAAAACGUCCGAAAACUGCGUCAAGGGCGUGAUCCGCUGUGAGCGCUGCGGCUACAACACCAACCGCUACGAUCACUUCGUCGCACACCUGAGGCACCACAAGAACGAAGGGGACGAGCAGCAAGUUUUCAGGUGCACCAUUUGCCCGUACUCCACCGUCAGCCAGUAUCACUGGAAGAAGCACCUGAGGAACCAUUUUCCCAGCAAGCUCUUCACAUGCGACCAGUGCAGCUACUUUUCUGACAGGAAGAACAAUUACAUCCAACACAUUCGUACACACACCGGAGAGCGUCCUUUCCAGUGUGUUUAUUGCGACUACUCGAGCUCUCAGAAGACCCAUCUCACACGGCACAUGAGAACACACUCUGGUGAGCGACCGUUCAAAUGCGACACCUGCAGCUAUUUGGCCGCCAAUCAGCACGAGGUGACCCGUCACGCCAGGCAGGUGCAUAACGGACCCAAACCCCUCAGCUGCCCCUACUGCGAGUACAAAACGGCCGACCGGAGCAACUUCAAGAAGCACGUCGAGCUGCACCUCAAUCCACGGCAGUUUCUCUGCCCCGUUUGCAAGUAUGCUGCGUCUAAGAAAUGCAACCUGCAGUACCACAUCAAGUCGAGGCACCCCGGGUGUUCGGAUAUCUCCAUGGAUGUGUCCAAGGUCAGGCUGAGGGUGAAGAAAGCAGACGGGGAGGAUCUGAAGCCGACACCAGAACCGAGGACGAGGGAUCGACGAAAAGCAGAGGCGUCCGAGGACGCCGAUUCGAACGUAGGCCCUAUCAACCUCUCUAUCAAAAAGAACGGAAAGACUACUUCGGACGGUGAGAGCGCCAAAAAGCCCACACCUGAACCCUCGAAAGAAAAAACAUGCGAGAAGAGGGCGGAGAAAAGAGUUGCGCCAAGAAACGAGGGGAAAGAAACGAGCCACAAGAAAGCAAGACUCAAAGAAACAGCCACCUGCAUCGAGAAACAAGAUGGAAAGAAAGACAAGGAGGUGAAGAAAGCGGAGAAGGUUGCCAAAUCUGCAGACAAAGUCACUAAAAAUCGUGCGAAAAAGGAAGAAAAGGCAGCAAAGGAAAAGAAAGAGGCCCUCGCCAAAAAUCUGGACGGUUCUGAAGAGGAUAAAAGAGCAGAUCUCGAGAAGAUGGAGCAGAAUCAACGAAUGGAGAACGAACUGAGAUCGAAAGAGCCGAAGCAGAGAGAGGAGGAGGAACAACAAGAAAGAAAGAGGCAGGAGGAAGAAAGGUUAGAGAGAGCAAAGAAAGAGAAAGAAAUUAAGCAGAGGGAGGAGGAGGAAAGGAGAGAAAGAGAUCGACAGGAAAAAGACAGACUUGAGCAAGAAGAAAGGAGAGAAAGAGAGAGGCUAGAGAAAGAAAUGAGGGAGAAGGAGGAGGCAGAACAGAGAGAAAGAGAAAGGCUGGAGCGAGAAAUGAGAGCGAAAGAGUUGAAGCAGAAGGCCGAGGAGGAAAGAAGAGAAAGGGAGAGAUUGGAGAGAGAACUGAGGGAGGAGGAGUUGAAGCAGAAGGAGGAAGAGGAACAGAGAAUAGGGGAGCGACUGAAGAAUGAAAGCAAACUCCAGAAAAAUGGCGUACAGAAAAGAGAGGUGGCAAAUGCCAAAGGCAUUAAAAAGGCACUAGGCACAAAAGCAACCAAAAAACAGGCGGCAGCAGUGAAUUGUGAAAAUGUGGAGAAGAUUCAGAAUCUUGAGGAACCCGAGCUGAAAACGAUGAAGCGCAAAGCCCCCUCUCCUCAGGCAGAGAAGGCCAAACGCAGUAAGCUAAAGGCGGCCGAUAGCACGAGCACGCCUGGAGGGGUGAAGAGGGGCAGGCCAAGAAAGACAAACAAGGCGACUGUUAGCGUUGAGGUCCCACAUACAUCUGUUGUGACCAAUGAGGCUGCAAAAACACUGGAACUUUCAUCAAAGCCUGAAAGUGUGCCGACCUCAACAGAAAAAGCUCCAAUCUCUACGAAAAAGGUGCCUCGUAGUUCUAAGAAGCUGCGCAUUACACAAAAUCUAACCGAGAAGCAGUCUUUAGAAGACACAGUCACGCGAGUGAAGGCCACCACGGAAGCAAAGGGCACCGUGGAAGCACAGACAUCUUCUGAUAUCGAUAGCGGGACGGAUAGUCCGACACUGGACCUGUCCAAACCGCCGUGUAGCAAAUCUCACGACGGCGAGGACGACGAGGGCAUCCACAGCCACGACGGGGGCAGUGACAUCAGCGACUGCGCCUCCGAGGUUAGUUACGACUCCGGGCUCAACGGGAAGCUCCCGGAAACACCGACCGAGGAACUUUCGUCGCCCACGCAGCUGCUCAGCCACACGUGCGUUUUCUGUGACCGCACGUUCCCACUGGAGAUGGACUACAGGCGGCAUCUCAACCGCCAUCUGGUUAACGUUUAUUACCUGGACACCGCGACGCAGGGGAACAAGUAGACUCCGGUUCUGCUUCAGGUUCAUGUCGGUCAUUUAAAAGUGCCUAGUAGUAACCAAGGCAGCUGGAAUAUCAUUCAAAGUCUGAUUUGAUUUCCGUCACCAUGACACACGGCUUCAGAAUUUCUUUAUGUGGAGGAGGACGGUUGGAACACAGGAGACGCUCUUUCACCGUGUAAUCAUGUGUUUCUUUUACAGCUUUUGUAAUUCAGCCCAAAGAAUGUUUUAAUUCUCUUUAUGAUUAAAUCUACUGCUUCUCUUCCCUUAAUGGAAACAUUUGUCCAACAAAUGAAAUGCUACAUUGUUCCCUUUGGACUGUAUACUGUAGGAUUCUCUUACUUGUUAGCAAUUUUAUUAAUUUUGUAGCGCAAAAAAAUAUCGAUCUUUACACUGUACAACUUUUUUUUUUUUUUAUGCCUCUGACAAUCAUUUUCACUUUUUGUUAAUGUGACAUUUUCUUUCCCAAUAUCUCUGCUAACGGUCCCUAAAUGGAAUUGCACCACUGAUCUAAUGUGUUUUUUUUAUUAAGUGCAAUAUUGUACAUUGGAUAUACCAAAGUGGAAAAAAACUCCCCUGCCCCACAUUCAACUCUCUUGUAAAAAAAAAACCAACAGAAAAACAGACCUUAGAUCGGAUUAGAAUAGCGAUUACUGUAAAUGUGUUUUAGAAAUGUUACUUACAAAUGGUUAACUGCAUAUUUCUUUUACAGAUGUAAUCCAGAAUGCUUUAUAGUUUCAAAUAUGUGCAGAUACUAACAUGUUAAAAUGUUGUGAUUCUGUGUAUGUAAUUAACCAAUAUAUCAAUAAAACGAUUGCACAAAA
Molecule: messenger RNA, 4058 nt
Organism: Silurus meridionalis
Lineage: Eukaryota; Metazoa; Chordata; Actinopteri; Siluriformes; Siluridae
Gene: rest
Product: RE1-silencing transcription factor
Exons: 4
Coding region: 223-3240 (1005 amino acids)
Biological process (GO): regulation of gene expression
Cellular component (GO): nucleus
Source: RefSeq, a predicted model, not a curated record